CCCCGCGCUGUUGUUCAACCGCUGAAGCUAAUGUCACCAGUCUAGGCCUGUCCCCCAUCAGCCCUACUGCAAUCACUUUGCACCGCCCCAACUAUGGCGGACGCAGCCGAGGAUAAGAAUCCAAUCGUGUUCUUCGAUGUCACGUUGGGAGGAGAGAAGCUGGGCAGAAUUCAGAUUGAGCUAUACAAGAACAUUGUGCCAAAAACAGCUGAGAACUUUCGCCAGUUCUGCACUGGAGAGACCAAGAACAACCGUGGUCAGCCACAGGGCUACAAAGGAUGCAAGUUCCACAGAGUGAUCAAAAACUUCAUGAUUCAGGGAGGUGACUUUAUCAAUGGCAACGGCACUGGUUCCAGGACGAUCUUCGGCACCGAAAAGUUCGCGGAUGAGGACUUCACACUGAAGCACGAUAGACCGGGUCUACUGUCUAUGGCGAACAGCGGACCAAACACAAACGGCUGCCAAUUCUUCAUCAUCACCGCAAAGCACGGAACGCCUCACCUGAAUGGUAAGCACGUCGUUUUCGGCAAUGUCAUCGAGGGUAUGGACGUUGUCACCAAGAUCGAGAACACGAGGACUCUCGCAAACCCGGAAGGAAAGCCGGUGCAAGAUGUCGCCAUCUCCCAGUGUGGUGAGAUGUAAGAACUCUUGGAUUAACGAGCCACCUGUGAAUGUCCCAUAACACAUUUGCUUCUGGUUCCCACCAACACUUCAGGGUGGGACGACGAGCCAUGGCACCGACACUUGAUGCCUGUGCACCACCACGUUAUUGCACGUAGUUAUCUAGAGUAGGCUUGUACCUCCAGCUACGACGUCAAGAGCGGUGUUCGCUGCAGAUUCUGCGGUUCGGGCAAAGAAUGAUGGCGUAGUUAGCACAGGUGUAAAGUAUGGCCGAGUAAAAAGACGAACGGUGACGCCCAAAAAUUGCGGCCAGUCGAGCUGCACAUCCACUGUAGCCAAAAUUUCAAAGAUGUGCAUUUGAGCCCCACAGACAUCAUGGCUGCUUCAAGCAUCACAAUUCUGUAUUAUUCGUAGGGCCUAUCAGAAGUAGGUUGUGGGACUCAAGCUUUUUGAGAGGACCCACAGAAAAGUUGAAUUGAAC
Messenger RNA from Boeremia exigua, 1102 nucleotides. Its product is annotated as peptidyl-prolyl cis-trans isomerase H. The coding region runs from base 94 to 642 and encodes 182 amino acids. Gene Ontology annotation, cellular component: intracellular membrane-bounded organelle. The record is from RefSeq and is a predicted model, not a curated record. NCBI's taxonomy places the organism in Eukaryota, Fungi, Ascomycota, Dothideomycetes, Pleosporales, Didymellaceae. Gene Ontology annotation, molecular function: peptidyl-prolyl cis-trans isomerase activity. Gene Ontology annotation, biological process: protein folding; protein peptidyl-prolyl isomerization. The transcript is spliced from 4 exons.